AUGGAAGCCUCAGAGAACCGGGGAUCUAGAAUCAGCCGUCUACCGGGUCCCUCCGCACCCUCUGGCCUUUCGGAACUGAGCGAGUCGCAGCACAACAGCCGCAGCCAAUCCGCCAUUCCCGGGCUCAAGAGCUUGAAGCGCGGGAUCCCACAGCCUGCGACUCAACCGGAACCAAAACGAAAACCUCUUUCUGACCGCGCCGCCGAGUAUCCAGCCAAGGCCUCGCACAACUAUGCGACGAGAGCGAAUGUGGUCAAGGGCCAUGCGCUUGCGAGCGUAUCCUCCUUGAAAUCAUCAUACCGACAACAGCCUGCUCAAAGCUUCGGGAAGAGCUUCGGCAGGGGGGCCAGUGUGACAGGCCCCCCUGCGCGAUCAAAGAGCCAGGCGCCACGGCCCAAAACAUCCAACGGACACCACGAUGGGCUUUUCGAUGUCGACGGCCGAGUUAUAGACAUGGAGUCGCAGUUCAACGAGCUGAAGGACAUGGUAAACAGCUCUCUCACUCAAAAGAAGGGGCACGACGAUGCACUCGAGCUAGCGAAGACGCGAGUGGCCGAACUCGAAAACGAUCGAAAAAAUCUUGCUGGACGCAGCGAAUCCCUACGCGCCGAGCUCGAAGUUGCCAGAGAAGAGGGCCAUUCCUUGCGACGACAACUCGAUGAGGUCCAGUGGAAGAGUCGGCGAGAAGUCGAUCAACUGAACCGCGAUCACUCCCGAAUCGUGGACGAUCUGGCUCGUGAGCACCGCACUACUGUGGAAGAUCUUGGCAGAGAUCUGGAUCUGCUGAAAGACCAAGAGACGAAGCAACAUCAAGAGCGCAUCGAGUCAAUCACGCGAGAACAUCAAAAAUCCCUCGAGGAUGAGCGCCAACGUAAGGAUCGGGAGAUUCAAGAACUGCGGUCGCGUAUGGGAAACGAGGCACAAGAUAUGAGCUUGAGUAUGCAGCGCAAGGAGCGAGACUUGCAAGACUUGCGCACCGAAAACGAAAACUUGAAGAGUGAAAUCGAGCGACAUAAAAGUCUCAAUGGCAGCCUCCAAUCCAACCUUGCGGAGUUAUCGGCCGCCAACAUGACGCUGGAGGCUAAACUCAAUUCCGCCCGAUCACAAGUUGAAUUUCUCGAGUCUGGCAGCAAAGCACAGUCCGACUCCUUUGCGAGCAUGGAAGCUAGGCUCCAAGAGGCCCUACGAUUAGCCGAGGAAGCGAAGCAAAAGCUCAUUAAAGAAGAGACUGAGAGACGUGUUUUGUUCAACAAAUACCAGGAGCUCAAAGGCAAUAUCCGUGUCAUGUGCCGAGUACGUCCCCCGCUGGGCGCUCUUGAGGACGAUCGCGCCGGCAUGUCCUUUCCGGACGACAAGACAUCGGCAGAAAUCGUCCUUGCAGGGCCUGAGGAGCGCAGCAGUCUGGGCGUAGUUUCGCGCAAGAAUUAUCCCUUCGAGUUUGACCGCGUGUUCAUGCCAACAUCUCAGAACGAAGAGAUCUUUGGCGAGAUUUCACAACUCGUCCAGAGCGCGUUGGACGGCUACAAUGUCUGCAUUUUCUGCUACGGCCAGACCGGCUCUGGCAAGACACACACAAUGUCCUCGGACGACGGCAUGAUUCCACGCGCAACGCACAUGAUAUACGACACAAUAACGAAGUUGAAGGAAAAGUCGUGGGAGUACACUAUGGAAGGCUGCUUUGUCGAGGUAUACAACGAAGAAUUAAAUGAUUUGCUGGUACCCAACGAGCGCAACUCAAAGAAGCUGGAAAUUCGCCAUGAUGAGGCGCGCAAGCAGACCACCAUCGCCAACUGCAGAACCGUCCGACUGAGCUCCCCCGAUGUGGUCGAGACGAUGCUCAGCGAAGCUCAAAAGAACCGAACCGUGGCCGCAACGAAGGCCAACGAGCGCUCAUCUCGCUCCCACAGCAUUUUCAUCCUCAAAUUGGUGGGCAAGAAUCUCGCCACCGGAGAACAGUGCGAAGGCACACUGAACCUGGUCGACCUGGCUGGUUCGGAACGUCUCAAGCACUCGCAGGCCGAGGGCGACCGCAUGAAGGAGACGCAAAACAUCAACAAAAGUUUGAGCUGUCUGGGCGACGUGAUUGAGGCUCUGGGGCGCGGGUCCGGCCACAUUCCAUACCGCAACUCCAAGCUGACGCACCUUCUCCAGUACAGCCUGGGAGGUAACAGCAAGACGCUCAUGUUUGUCAUGGUGUCGCCAUUGGAGGCCCAUCUCAAGGAGACACUGACGAGUUUGCGAUUCGCAACCAAGGUGCAUAACACACAUAUCGGAACAGCAAAGUCUACGAAGAAGAUCAAAGGCGGCGACUAG
Akanthomyces muscarius is the source of this 2313-nucleotide messenger RNA. RefSeq lists its product as uncharacterized. The record is from RefSeq and is a predicted model, not a curated record. The transcript has 3 exons. NCBI's taxonomy places the organism in Eukaryota, Fungi, Ascomycota, Sordariomycetes, Hypocreales, Cordycipitaceae. Gene Ontology annotation, biological process: microtubule-based movement. Gene Ontology annotation, molecular function: microtubule binding; microtubule motor activity; ATP binding. Bases 1 to 2313 code for a protein of 770 amino acids.